Molecule: messenger RNA, 2358 nt
Organism: Rosa chinensis
Lineage: Eukaryota; Viridiplantae; Streptophyta; Magnoliopsida; Rosales; Rosaceae
Product: G-type lectin S-receptor-like serine/threonine-protein kinase LECRK3
Exons: 1
Coding region: 1-2358 (785 amino acids)
Biological process (GO): protein phosphorylation
Molecular function (GO): protein serine/threonine kinase activity; ATP binding
Source: RefSeq, a predicted model, not a curated record
AUGGCUUUUGAACAGCAAUAUUCUAUAUGCUUUCUGCUUGUCCUUCUACCGCUUCCCUUUUUCACCAUUGCUCAAAGUUACAAAAACAUAUCUCUUAGCUCAUCCAUUACUGCACAGGAGGACAGUGACCCUCACUGGGCCUCCCCGUCUGGGGAGUUCGCGUUCGGCUUCAGAAAAAUUGGCAAUGCCGGCUUCUUACUAGCCAUCUGGUUUGAAAAUAUACAAGAAAAGACUAUAGUCUGGUCAGCCAAUCGCAAUAAUCCAGUGCAACAAGGAUCGAGCGUUGAAUUCUCUGCAGAAGGCGAGCUUAGUCUCACUGAUAUUGGAACAGGCAAACGAACAAACAUUGCUGAUGGUCAGUCUAGGGAUACUGGAGUUGCCUAUGCUGCCAUGCUGGACACUGGAAAUUUCGUUCUGGCAACCCGAAAUUCAACCUAUUUGUGGCAGAGUUUUGAUCAUCCAACUGAUACCAUCCUUCCCACACAGACCCUGAAUCUAAACAGCAGUCUCUUUGCCCAACUUACAGCAACAAAUUACUCCGAAGGAAGAUUCAAGUUUGUUCUAGAUUCCGGUGGAAAUCUUACGCUUUAUACAAUGAAUUAUGCAUUCAAGAGUACUAACUUUCCUUACUUGAAAGUUCAAACUGGCAGUGGCUUUCAGGUCAUCUUCAACCAAUCUGGAUCUAUAUACCUCAUAGCACAGAACGGAAGCAUGCUUGGUGAUCCGGUCUUAGAAGAUCUAGUUUCCACUCAAGACGUCUACCAGAGAGCAACUCUUGACUAUGAUGGAGUUUUGAGGCACUAUAAGCACCCGAAGAACACCGACUCUGCUUGGUCCUCUUAUAGCUACAUACCUCCAAAUAUAUGCACAGCAAUUCAGGAAUAUACAGGGGGUGGUGCAUGUGGGUUUAACAGCUUAUGUAAACAGGAGGAUUCAGCUCAUACUAAUUGCUCAUGUCCUCCGAGUUACAUCCACGUUGACCAAGAUGAUGAGAGGAAAGGGUGCAAGCAAAACUUUGUUCCCCAAAGUUGUGAUAAAGCCUCAUCAGAAACAGACCUCUUUGAAUUAAAAGAGCUAAAAUUAACCGAUUGGCCUGGUGGAGAUUAUGAGUAUUUCCAGAACGUUAGUAAGGAACAGUGCAAGCAAAGCUGCUUAGCCGAUUGUUUCUGUGCCAUUGCCUAUUUCAAUGAAAUAAAUAGUGCUUGUUGGAAGAAGGGAAUCCCUCUUGUGAACGGGAGGAUCGACGAAGAUGUUAAAGGGUUAGCUCAGGUGAAAAUAAGGAAAGGACAGGCAAAAGAAAAAGGUAGUCUAACUCUGCUCAUCAUUGGAGGAGUGAUCAUUAUAAUAUCAACCAGCUUGGUUGUCUUUAUAAUAACCCAUCUGGUUAGUUCUCAUGCAAAGGUCAGUCGACUUAAUCCUGGGGUUCAAGGCAUGAAUCUGAAAUGUUUCACUUUCAUGGAGCUAAAAGAAGCCACCAACGGAUUCAAGGAGGAGCUAGGUCGUGGUGCUUUUGCAACAGUUUUCAAAGGAGUUUUAGCAUCUGAUACUGGGAAGUACAUUGCUGUCAAAAGAUUGAACGCUGUGGUCAAAGAACAUGAUUUGGAAUUCAAAGCUGAAGUGAGCGCAAUUGGCGGAACAAAUCACAGAAAUUUAGUCCAACUACUCGGAUUUUGUAAUGAGGGGCAACACCAGCUUCUUGUGUAUGAGUACAUGAGCAAUGGCUCUCUAGCAACCUUCCUCUUCGGAGAGCCAAGACCAAACUGGAAUACAAGAAAAAAAAUUGCCUUAGGAACCGCAAGAGGGCUCUUGUAUUUGCAUGAGGAGUGCAGCAACCAAAUCAUACAUUGUGACAUUAAGCCUCAAAACAUUCUUCUAGACGAUUCUUUCACAGCAAGAAUAGCAGACUUUGGGGUAUGCAAGCUUCUGAAAUCUGACCAAACUCGAACAGCUACUAGAAUCAGAGGCACAAAAGGUUAUGUUGCUCCUGAAUGGUUCAAAAGUAUGCCUGUCACAGUGAAGGUUGAUGUUUACAGCUAUGGCAUGGUGUUGUUGGAGAUUGUUUGCUGCAGGAAAAACUACGAACCAGAAGCACCAGCUGAAGAUGAAAUUAUAUUAGCCGAUUGGGCAUACGAUUGCUAUAAGCAAAAGAAACUGCAUCUGUUGUGGCAGAAUGUAGGCGACGAUCAGGAAAUGGAUGGCAUCGAAAAGUUGGAAAAGUAUUUGAUGAUUGCAUUUUGGUGCAUUCAAGAGGAUCCAUCAGUAAGACCUACCAUAAAGAAAGUGACACAGAUGCUCGAAGGGACUGUUGAGGUCACAGUGCCUCCAAAUCUGUCCUCAUUAUAUGUUCAAUAUAAGUGA